GGCCUCUUUCCUGUUCCGGCGCCUGAGCGAGGCGCGUGGAGCGAGCGCGGCCGUGAUUCUGAGCCCCCGUGCCCGGCGUCCAGAGACCUUCUCCGGCCCCCAGAGCCGACCGAGAACCGAGCGACAUGACUGAGUGGGAGACAGCGGCGCCAGCUGUGGCUGAGACCCCUGACAUCAAGCUGUUUGGCAAGUGGAGCACGGACGACGUGCAGAUCAAUGACAUCUCCCUGCAGGAUUACAUUGCGGUGAAGGAGAAGUAUGCCAAGUACCUGCCCCACAGCGCGGGGCGCUACGCAGCCAAGCGCUUUCGCAAGGCCCAGUGCCCCAUCGUGGAGCGCCUCACCAACUCCAUGAUGAUGCACGGCCGGAACAACGGCAAGAAGCUCAUGACCGUGCGCAUUGUCAAGCAUGCCUUUGAGAUCAUCCACCUGCUCACCGGAGAGAACCCGCUGCAGGUUCUUGUGAAUGCCAUCAUCAACAGUGGUCCCCGUGAGGACUCCACCAGAAUUGGACGGGCAGGGACUGUGAGACGCCAGGCCGUGGACGUGUCUCCCCUCCGGCGGGUCAACCAGGCCAUCUGGCUGCUCUGCACAGGGGCCCGAGAAGCAGCCUUCCGCAACAUCAAGACCAUCGCCGAGUGUCUGGCUGAUGAGCUCAUCAAUGCUGCCAAGGGCUCUUCAAACUCCUACGCCAUCAAGAAGAAGGAUGAGCUGGAACGUGUGGCUAAAUCGAACCGCUGAUCCCAGCAGCCUCUGUCAAUAAUAAAUGCCCCCUGCCCCUGUCGUGGGGGCAGGGUCCCUGUGCCUGUC
Messenger RNA from Trichosurus vulpecula (common brushtail), 809 nucleotides. RefSeq names its product ribosomal protein S5 (gene RPS5). The record is from RefSeq and is a predicted model, not a curated record. Gene Ontology annotation, cellular component: cytosolic small ribosomal subunit; ribosome. Gene Ontology annotation, molecular function: structural constituent of ribosome; mRNA binding; rRNA binding. Gene Ontology annotation, biological process: ribosomal small subunit assembly; translation. The coding region runs from base 126 to 740 and encodes 204 amino acids. The transcript has 6 exons. NCBI's taxonomy places the organism in Eukaryota, Metazoa, Chordata, Mammalia, Diprotodontia, Phalangeridae.